Cricetulus griseus (Chinese hamster) is the source of this 10447-nucleotide messenger RNA. The record is from RefSeq and is a predicted model, not a curated record. Lineage: Eukaryota; Metazoa; Chordata; Mammalia; Rodentia; Cricetidae.
AUGGCCACUGAUUCUGGGGAGCCAGCUAACACAGAAGAUUCUGAGAAACCUGAUGGGGUUUCCUUGGAAAACAGGGUCGCUCAGAUUGUUACACCUCUGACGGUAGAAGCUAGAAUGAAGGAAAAAACAAGCACCUUCUCUGCUGCCGGGGAAACCAUUGAAAGAAAGAGAUUUUUCCGAAAGAGUGUUGAGAUGACAGAAGACAAUAAAGCUGCUGAAUCCUCUCCUAGAGAUGAAAGAAUAAAAGCUGCAACAAAUAUUUCAAGGGUAGAUAAACUUCCUACAAAUGUGCUAAGAGGUGGGCAAGAAGUUAAAUAUGAACAAUGCUCAAAGGCAACCUCAGAGUCCUCAAAAGAUAGUGUCAAGGAGAAAAAUGACAAGGAAAUGGAAGAAGAGGCAGAGAUGAAGGCUGUAGCAACUUCCCCUAGUGGCAGGUUUCUGAAAUUUGAUAUAGAGCUGGGAAGAGGAGCAUUUAAAACAGUAUAUAAAGGACUGGACACUGAAACUUGGGUUGAAGUUGCUUGGUGUGAACUACAGGACCGCAAAUUAACUAAAGCUGAGCAGCAACGGUUCAAAGAAGAAGCAGAGAUGUUGAAAGGCCUCCAGCAUCCCAAUAUAGUUCGAUUUUAUGAUUCCUGGGAGUCUAUAUUAAAAGGAAAGAAAUGUAUUGUGUUAGUGACUGAACUAAUGACAUCAGGAACCUUAAAGACGUACUUAAAACGAUUUAAAGUCAUGAAGCCAAAGGUCUUAAGAAGCUGGUGCAGACAAAUUUUAAAAGGAUUACAAUUCUUGCACACAAGGACUCCUCCUAUUAUUCAUCGAGAUCUGAAAUGUGACAACAUUUUCAUCACAGGACCCACUGGAUCUGUGAAGAUUGGUGAUCUGGGACUUGCAACCUUAAUGCGCACAUCAUUUGCUAAGAGUGUCAUUGGUACUCCUGAGUUUAUGGCUCCAGAGAUGUAUGAAGAACAUUAUGAUGAAUCUGUAGAUGUUUAUGCUUUUGGAAUGUGCAUGUUGGAAAUGGCUACUUCGGAGUAUCCGUAUUCCGAGUGCCAGAAUGCAGCUCAAAUAUACCGUAAAGUAACCAGUGGCAUAAAACCAGCUAGCUUCAAUAAAGUCACAGACCCUGAAGUGAAAGAAAUCAUUGAAGGAUGUAUUCGACAAAACAAAUCUGAAAGGUUAUCUGUCAAGGACUUACUAAACCAUGCAUUCUUUGCUGAGGAUACUGGACUGAGGGUGGAGUUAGCAGAGGAAGAUGAUUGCUCAAAUUCAUCCCUGGCUCUAAGACUCUGGGUUGAAGAUCCUAAAAAAUUAAAAGGCAAACAUAAAGACAAUGAAGCUAUUGAAUUCAGUUUCAAUUUAGAAACAGAUACACCCGAGGAAGUAGCGUAUGAAAUGGUCAAGUCUGGAUUCUUCCAUGAAAGUGAUUCCAAAGCUGUUGCUAAGUCCAUUAGGGACCGUGUGACACUGAUAAAAAAGAUAAGGGAAAAGAAACCUGCUGGGGAAAAGAAGCCUGCUCGAUGCUUGGAGGAACGCAGGGAUUCCCAUUGCAAGUAUGUGGGGAAUGUAUUUCCUCAGCAGAAGACUACAACUUUACCACCUGCUCCUGGUACACACACUGUAGCUGAAUGUGAAGAAACAGAAGUUGAUCAGCAUGUUCGACAGCAGAUUCUACAGGGAAAAUCACAGCAGCAGUGCUCCUCUGUUAGAGGUGACACUUCAUCUGAGGCAGCAGCUGGACCAAUUCUACAUUCAGAUACUUCAAGUCUUCCCACUGUAGCCUAUUCUUCAAGCCAGCCAACUAACUCUCAGGUAGUUUCUAGUAUCUUACAGGCUGACAUAAGUGUUCCAGUGCAAAUAUAUUCUUCUCAACAACUCGUAGGACAUGGGCAACAAAUUUCAGGGAUGAGGGAAUUACUACUGUAUUUUAUAUGUUGGAGAUUUUAUCUAUUUUCUUCUAUUUACCAGUUGCAGGAGCAGCCAAAGCUGACUCAGUCCCCAGUUUUGCCUGUGGUUCAAGGUCAGUCCUCAGUUAUGCCCAUAUAUGCCGUUGGACAUGCAGUUGUUUCACAGUCCCAAAUUUCUCCAUUAACUAUCGAGAAGGUCUCACAGAUAAAGCCUUCCCAACCAGUUGGAGCUGAACAACAAGCAGCUCUUCAAAAUCCAGAUUUUGUUCGAGGCUUGAAUCAAGAUAUGACGGCUAUAAAAGAAAACACCAAUAACCCUGAUAACCCAAGUGGAAAUGGCAAACAGGAUCGGAUCAAACAGAGAAGAGCCUCCUGUCCUCGGCCAGAGAAGGGGACUAAAUUUCAACUUAUUGUCCUUCAGGUAUCAGUCUCUGGAGACAACAUGGUGGAGUGUCAGCUGGAAACACACAACAACAAGAUGGUCACUUUCAAGUUUGAUGUUGAUGGAGAUGCACCUGAGGAUAUUGCAGACUAUAUGGUUGAAGAUAAUUUUGUGCUAGAAAAUGAGAAAGAAAAAUUUGUAGAGGAAUUGAGGGCUAUCGUUGGUCAAGCCCAGGAGAUCCUUCAUAUCCACUCAGCUACAGAAAAAUCUAUUGGUGUUGACUCUAUUGCUUUGGAAUCCACCAGUAACCAGACAGGAUCAUCUGAACAAGUACUGAUAAAUUCUGCAUCCACUCAAACCAGCAAUGAAUCUGCUCCUCAGUCAUCCCCAGUUGGUCGGUGGCGGUUUUGUAUCAACCAAACAAUAAAAUAUCGUGAGGCGCAGUCUCCUCCUUCCUUUCAGCCUUCUGUGACUAUGGUUCCUGGGUUACAUCCAUGUCCUAGUGCAAGAAACACAAGUAAUCAGGAAAUAGCACAUGGCACACUGUUCACUAUAGAGAAUAACCCAGUCCAACAUGUCCUUUUCGCCUCCCAAUCAGAACACAAGGAUGUAAUUGAUGGUAAGAUUUCUGAACGUGCUAGUGUAGAAACUGAGCAGCCAACUAUUCUCUAUCAAGUGGGAGAUGAUGGACAGAUAAUGGCACCAGCUACUGAUAAUUCCAAUUAUUCUGCUACUUCGGUGUGUCCAGUUCCAGUUGAAUGUGAGGUACUCACCGGGCAAGCAGGCAUGUUCAUACCUACACAUCCAUGUAAGCAAGCUGCUGUUCUGGCUGAUGUGCUUAUGGCCCAUCCUGGUGAAUCGGUUCAGAUUGGUGAUAAUGCUGUUCUAACUUCAGUAUUUGUAUCUUCUCAUCAAAAGCCUCAAUCCUUAUCAGUACAGCAACCAAGUAUAGAUGCAGAGUUCAUUUCCCAAGGAGAAAACAUAGUGAACACUGACACAAGUUCUCCUAAGACAGCUGUUGCCACUCAGACUCCUGGCUUUGAACCAGCUACACUUCCACCUGCUACUGUCCUGGAAUCAGAUGGGGAACGACCUCCAAAAAUGGAGUUUGCAGACAACCGAAUUAAAACACUGGAUGAAAAAUUAAGAAAUCUGCUCUAUCAGGAGCACAGCAUUUCUAGCAUCUACCAGGAGAGUCAGAAGGAUACUCAAAGCAUAGACUCUCCAUUUUCUUCCUCUGCUGAAGAUAUACUAUCCUACCCAAUGCCAGAAGUCACAGCCAUAGGUCACUGUGGAAUUCAAGAAAGCCCUGCACAAUCCCCAAAUUUCCAACAGACAGGCUCUAAGAUUCUGUCCAAAGUGGCUGCAAGUCAGCCUGCUAAUGUAUCAGUGUUCAAAAGAGACUUGAAUGUGAUAACUUCUAUACCCAGCGAGUUAUGUUUACAUGAGAUGUCCCCAGAUGCUUCACUUCCAGGGGAUCCAGAGGCCUAUCCUGCUGCUGUGUCAAGCGAUGGAACCAUUCAUCUGCAGACAGGAGUGGAAACUGAAGAUAAAAGAUCAGCAAUUGCUCUUGAUCCCACUCCGCUGACACGGGAGUUCUCAGCUGAUACUAGGGCUUUGAGUAGAUGUAAAUCGAUGAGUGGAUCAUUUCAGCGGGGUCGGUUCCAGGUGAUCGCAGUUCCUCAGCAGCAGUCAGUGAACAUGAUGUCUUUUGGAAAAGAACACAAACCUCCAUUCAAGAAAACAGUCCAGUCUAGUGAACAAGCACUAGCCUUUGCUGAAACUGCAGUGUCUCAGUUGAUUGAAGUGGAACCUGCCAUGCCCACUCCUAAAGCUUCAGCUUCUUCACAAAAGUUACGGACUCUUUAUGAAACGUUUAAAGAAGAUAAAGGAGACCCUGAACAAGGUGACAUCUUAUCUUUCAGCACAGCUUGUGAGACCAGUGUGUCUUCAGUGACUACAGAAAAGAACUUGGAAGAAACUUCAACCACAGUAAUUAGUGUGCAUUCUGGGUCUGAACUGUUAGAUAAAGAAAAGAAGCUGACUCCUGAGAAACAGCCAUAUGCUAAUGAAUUUUCAGCCACUCUUGCUGGUAAUGGAAAGUCAGUGACAAAAACUGGUUCAAAGAGUGAUCGAUAUUUACCACUCCAUGAAGAGCAAGCCUAUGCUCAAACACAGAGUUCACUCUUCUAUUCUCCAUCUUCCCCAAUGAGCAGUGAUGAUGAAUCAGAAAUUGAGGAUGAGGACUUGAAAGUGGAGCUUCAAAGAUUACGAGAAAAACAUAUUCAGGAGGUGGUCAAUCUUCAAACACAGCAGAAUAAAGAGCUGCAGGAGCUCUAUGAACGCCUUAGAGCCACUAAAGACAGCAAAGUUCAAUCUUCAGAGAUUCCUUUGUCACCUUCAUCACCACGUCGGCCAAGACCUUUGAAAAGUAAACUCCGAAGCCGCCCUCAAUCCUUGACACAUUCAGAAAAUGUCAUUGUUGUAAAAGAUGCCGUGUGUGUGGAGAGUAAUACUGUAUCAUGCCAGCAAUCUCCAGCCAGCAAAAAGGGGAUGUUCACAGAUGAUUUACACAAGCUGGUGGAUGAUUGGACAAAGGAAACAGUAGGAAAUUUUCCUAGUAAGCCAAGUUUAAACCAGCUCAAACAGAACCAACAAAAAUUAGAGGCAGAAAAUUGGAACAAAGUAUAUGAAAGUACUCCAUCUACUAUGGGCUACCCAUCAACAUGGAUUUCUUCUCUCUCCCAAAUUCGUGGAGCUGUUCCAACAUCCUUGCCACAAGGACUCCCACUCCCUUCAUUUCCCGGGCCAUUAUCAUCAUAUGGAAUGCCUCAUGUUUGUCAGUAUAAUGCUGUAGGGCCCACAGGUUAUCCAGUACAGUGGGUAGGAAUUCCGGGAACAACACAGCAGUCUGUAGUAGUUCCCACUCAAUCUGGGGGACUCUUCCAGCCCGGGAUGAAUUUGCAGGCAUUUCCAGCUCCACCGAUGCAGAAUCCGUCAUCAAUCCCUCCUGGUCCUAAAUGAAUCCAAAUAAAUGCUGAAGUAAGAGGAGAGGAUUUUCAGAACACCUACAAUACUAAACUUCUUGAGUUCUGCCAUAUUCUCUCGCAUUUGCGUCUCCUUUCAACUGUGUCUUUUGUUGUUCUGAUGUGAUAUUUGAUACAGCUCGUCAUUCUGUAGUAAUGUGCAGUUUGCACAUAGAAUACUGCACACUGAAAUGUUUUUUCACUUCAAAUCCUAUCCUCUUUGAUACUUGAUUUUUAAAAAAUACUGUCCAGAAUGCUUUAAUAAGCUCAGCUUGAGUGUUACCAUUUCCAGGACACUUUCAUGUGUUGCUAAGAAGCUCUCACCCCACUUUUUUAUGCUGCUACCAGCAGUUGUAUGAUACUUUUCUUUAAAGUGUGUAAAAACUAUGUAGAUUGGUUCUCCCCAAAUGUGGAAGACCCUCCACUAGCCAGUUUUGUGGGAUUUGUCACAAGUGUCUUCAGUUUACUUUUCACAGAAGGCAGUAACUGGCUGCAAGAAAUGUUUUCAUGUAUAAAUUUAGUAUAGUUUUGUCAAGCAGUACAGAACAGGAGCGUUUUUAAUGUGAUUUUCUUCCCGUCAUCACAGCAGUAGGAGUGAGGGCUUGUUUAAGUGAGGCGGAGGGAAAGGACAAAACAGAACUGUAACAGUUCCUUGAACCUACAGCUACUAGAGCUGCUUUUGGGUUCCAGUAAUAACCCUCAGCAGCCAUCUUUUCUCAUGUGCACACUGCAUUGGUUUUGAGCAUCUGAGAGGCACUGGCUUGGCUUGCGUUCUUUUGCUAGGUAUUGCAGCUAAUGUGAAUCUCAUUUGGGGGAAUCCUUGUAAUCAUAAACAAGGAGAUUCAGGUUAACACUUCUGUUAAUCCAUUCUUCUAAAGUGAAGUGUACUUGACACAUUAGGGUUUGUAGCUUUUGAGACUUUUACAUAAAACACUGGCUUUACAGGGUUCUAAGAAAUGUAGGAUACACUGUCCUGCAGUGAAAUAGUACACCCUAGGAUGAUAUUAUUUAAAUUGCCUUUAACCUUUUUUGAUGACAGUGUUUUGGUUGUUUUAAUUUCUUACUAGUAUCUGUAGUCUUAGACCAUUUUAGAUCGUAGAUGCGUUUGUCAGCCUCUUGAAAAUUUGAGAGAAUUCACUGUCAAGUUGCACUUUACUGGGUUUUAUCCAGUUUUAGGAGGAAGGGAGGCAGUGUCAAAACGUAUGCCUUUGGUUUUUAAGAAUGUUAACUUCAGUAAUCUUAAAGGCUAGUCACAGGGUUACCUAAUAUUCAGUCUGUGAAACUCAAAUAGAAUUUUUACAUGGUAUACAUCAACUCCUAAGUACACAUGUUCAAAUGACUUAGCAUUCACUGAAGCUUUGAAAGUCAUUUCUAAUACAUGUUUUCCUAUUUAGGAAUUCUCUUGGUAACCAUUCCAAAUUAUGCUCAAUGUUUCUGUUAACAGAUUUCCCUCCAUAUUCCUCUAAAAACUUACCCCAUGGGCUUGCUGGGAAGUUAGAAAAACUUUGCUUUUUUAUUUCGUACAGUAUACUUUGUGACAGUCAGUACCCUUUUUAAAAGUUGUCUUAUAUUACUUACCUAAAGAUCAUACCCACCAUCACAUUUUUUUUCUGCAGAUUUUUUUAUUUGAAUUAGGAACAAGACUGUUUUACAUGACAAUCCCAGUUCCCUCUCCCUCCCCUCCUUCCCUAUAACCCCCUCCCCACCAUCACAUUUUUGUCACUGUUACUGGGGCAUUCUGUGAAUUGCUAUUGGAAAAAGCCACAGUUUCUUUUCCUAAGACAUCCUGUUUUGGAUGAGUCCAGAUCAUAUGCACGGAUUCCUGAAAUUCCUUCUAUAGUAUUGCUUUGCAAGUUGAAGUGAGUUUUAGGCUAUUAAUGUAGUGCAGUUGCUUGCAUUGCAGUGUUUUCCACAUGUAUAAAAACAAUGCUCCUAAAGCCCAUAGUUCCUUAAAACUGUGCUUCUUUAUCAGUUGGUUUUAUAUAAUUAUAUUAAGAUAAACAACCCAGAAGGUGAAAUCCUACAAGUUUUAAGACUGGAUCUUCUCUAGUUGCAAUCAUUUUAAACGGUGUACCCCAGGAUGAAAAAAGCUCCAUGGAUGACAUGUACAAUCCCAUUUACUAGUGGCUGCUCUACGUAGUAUGUUCUGUGUUUUGUUAAACAUCUCAGUUUUACACAUAAUUCAUAGUUCUUGUUUGCCUGCAGAUGUUUGCAGUGCCUUGUAAUAUUUAGAAUCUUUUCAGGUUUUGCUGGAAAGAAAAGUCAUCUUCUAAAGUUUGAAGAUGGGGAAUAGUGUACUGCUGUCUCCAUGCUGACUGCAGUAUCUGGGUUAACAUAUAUGUUACAUAUACAUUGUGUAUGUGUAAUGUGUAGAAGUUAAAGCAUACAGAAAAAAGGGAGUGUGCAGAAAUGAAGAAAACAAUGUUAUUCACUUUGCUGUGGGGUUUUCUUUACUUUUUCGCAUUACUUUUUGAUUUGAUUCAGAUUAUAGUCACUUUGAUUGUAAAUAUUGGUUAGUUUUCUUGAAGAGGAUUUUGCAUUAUUUCAUAAUUUUGCUAAGUCGUAGAAUAGUGCUGUUUCCAUCCUUGCCUGAAGUACUUUUUCUCUCCCAUAAACAAUGAAUCAGAUAAUGCUCAGAAGUUCCCUUUUUUUUUAAACAAAAAGUCUAGUGCAUUUAAUGGGCCUUCUGUUCAUUUCUAGAAAGCAUGCGAACCUAUCUUUUUCAUUUUCUUGUAAUCAACAUAAAGGUUGCGCUUAACCACUGUGUGUGAAGUUUCCUUGGGAGAUAGUCUGUAAUGUCUAGCCUCUCUGUUUACUUCUCCAAAUGCACAUCUGAUGAGCAGUGUUGUGUCUUCAUGUAUGGCAACAUGAGCACUUCACCAUGAGGCACUGCUGUUGUGUCUGUGAAGUUGGGUAUAACAUCAUAAGACUGUGAAACCAAUACUGGUGUAUUCAGUGCAGAUAACCCUUUAUAAAACUGGAGCAGGCUUGAAUCUAAAGUAAUUUGCUAUAGUUUGACAAAUAUUCCUGCAGUCUUUCAUCUCUUCCUUGCUUAAUAUCAAGCAUACGUUCUAAUAGUUUGACAGGAAAUCUAACUGUGAAAAUUUAAAAGGCACUUCCGCUGUGAUUUUUGGGUUGAGUGUAGAGUGUUUUCUAAGGUAAUAAUGGGAUGUUAUCAUCUGAAAACCCCAGAUUUAAUUGCAGUCCAGUUACUUUUGUUUAUCUACCUCGUUUUUCAGUACUGUUUUAGGUGCACACAUAAUUGUUGCCUGUGAAACUUGCUUUUUUGCCUUGAUUCUUUAUGUUGUUUAGAUUCUAAAUCUGGCUUGCCUUUUUUGUCCUUGCACUCACCACACAUGUGAGAUGAGAGGAAUCAUCAUUCUGCCACCAAUCUGUGUUUAAGCAAUGAGAAUCAAUCACCAAUGUGUAAUGAAGUUAGGGGAUUUGGGGAUGGAAGCAAAGAGAGAAAUCAAAUUGGUAACUUACAAUACUCAGUGGUAGGAGGUAGUUUUCAGAUAAACAAAUGGUUCAAAUGGACUGAAGGGAGAUAGUCCCAGUGCCUGGAAUUUCACAUGUGAUGGCAAUGUUUUCUCAUCUCAGUUUCUAAAGGGCUAUGGGUUGAAAUCGCUUUAACUACCACAGUGAAAUACUUGACCUCCUAGGCAGUAACCCAUCUUCAAAAUAUUGACUGGUAUUUACAGUGACAGUUUGUUAUCUUAAAAUGACAGAAUGCAUUUCAUUUGAAUCAUAGUUGGUAGUAAGGAUUUAGAUAAUUGCUUAUCUAAUCUCUGUAGUUUAUGGAAUUGACUCUCUUUGCUGUAUUUUCUAAACAUUGAAAAUAAUAUGUUCCCCUUUCCCCUUUAAAACAAAACCCAGCAAAUGUUUGUAACUGGAUAUUCCUUGUUUCACAUGUUUACCACAUAACACUACAUUUUUAAUAUUAGUAAAUACUAUAUUUCAGCCAUCAUUUAUAAAUACAUUCCUGAGGUAUAUUUGCCAUCGAUUGUGAUUCUCUUACCUCAUGUUGUGUUUAAUUAAGAAAAUCUGAGCCUUCUGAGGUGGUAUGCAAGCCAUUUUCUAGAAUAGAUUGGUUGCUUUUUUGAUCUGUAGUUUAUCAGGGACUUAUUUUCCCUCCCUUUAUUUAGAAGAUGUAAUAGAAAGGUCUGUAUAUAUAGAAAAUACUUUUGAUUUGGUAAAUAUAAUUCUAGGGUUAAAAUUUAAAAAUCUAAUCCAGAGUAUAAAAUGAGAACACUCUAACAUAAUAAAAAUUUCUUGUAAGAAAAAUUAGUAUGCAAUUUGUGUGGAGCCAUACUCUCAGACCACCCUGGAAAUCAUCUCCUUUUUGUGUGUCUGAACAGUGAAUUCAAACACUGAUCAGGGACCUUGACAACUAACAUGUGAAUGGGCCCAAAGUCAUAAGCAUGUUAAAUUUCUUUUCUACUGAGAUGGUUGAAAGAGUGUACAGGUUACCAGCUCGUAUUCCGGAAGGUUUUCUUUGAAGUAAAACAACGCAGACGAAGCGAAAAGUCAGGCAAGAGGGCAAGGGAAGGACUAAGCUCUGAAGGGACAAUGCUCUAAAACACUUGUCACCCUUCUAGCUUUUCUACAUUGUAUUUCUUUCCACUAUAAUUUCAGAUUUAAGGUUGAGAUUUGUAGUCCAGAACCCUCAGCAGAUAUAGUGGAUAUAGUGACUGAUCAGAAAGUGCAGUUGAAGGUCUGUCAUGCUCAAUCACUUAAAGCUAUUAAUUGUUUAAUACGAAUACUAAGCAUGUAGACCUUAAUGCAGCAUGGGAGCCACUCAGGAAGUUUAUGCAAUUAAACUUUCAUGCAUAAUUUACCAUGAGAUAUGUAGAAUUUCAGCCAAUUCUCAAUGCUUAACAUUUAGUUAUAUAUGUGAACUCUCCUUUUUUAAUUCGGGAAUGUAGCAUUAUAUAGAAUGCUGUUAAAUUUAACUUUAACAUUAACUUUUAUUUUACUUUUUUUUUUGGUAAGCCAAGUGAUCUACCUUUUAGCAGUUGUCUGGUUUUGAUUCUUCGAAACUGUGAUUUUUAUUUUAAUUACUACCCAACUGUUAAGUAUUUUGUUUCCUGGAAUUUUGUUUUGAAACAAAAAUAAAGGCUGAGUUAAAUGAC